This is a messenger RNA of Rhea pennata, 3278 nucleotides long. RefSeq names its product CD101 molecule (gene CD101). Lineage: Eukaryota; Metazoa; Chordata; Aves; Rheiformes; Rheidae. Gene Ontology annotation, cellular component: membrane. The transcript is spliced from 9 exons. The record is from RefSeq and is a predicted model, not a curated record. Bases 84 to 3122 code for a protein of 1012 amino acids.
GGCUGACAACUUCCUUCCAGCUGCUUUCAAAAGUGGAGUGACUGUUUCUGUUUCACGGGAGUUUUCCACCACCUCUCCAGGAGAUGACCCAAACGGAGCAGUUUCCCAUGCAGCUGGUACAGUGCCUGGGCACUGCUCUUGUCCUCGUCCUGGGUUUGAGCAGUGGCCAAAGGGUGGUGACCAUUCAGAAGGGACCGCUUUACCGAGUGAGGGGCUCCCAUGUCACCCUAUGGUGCCGGGUGAGCGGCUACCAGGGACCAGCAGAGCAGAACUUCCAGUGGUCCAUCUACCUGCCAUCAGCCCCUGAGCGCGAGGUGCAGAUUGUUAGCACUGCUGACCCCUCCUUCCCCUACGCCGUCUACGCCCAGCGCGUGCGCAGCCGGGAGAUCUACGUGGAGCGGCUGCAGGGCAACGUGGCCCGGCUGCACAUCACUGAGCUGCAGGACCGCGAUGCUGGUGAGUACGAGUGUCACACGCCCACCACCGAUGAGAGAUACUUUGGGAGCUACAGCGCCAAGAUGAACCUCUCCGUGAUUGCAGACACCCUCUUGGUUUCCAUGGCACCCCAGGUUCUCACUUGUGCUGAAGGGGACACAGUGGAGCUCACCUGUGAGGUGUCAAAGUCCACCACCCUGCACACGCAUCUCUCUGUUGGCUGGUAUCAUCUUCAGGGAGCAGGAGACAGCCAUGCUGAGGAGAUCCUUACCCUGUCUAAGGAUUUUGUCUUGAGGCCAGGGGCCUCUUACAUGCAGAGAUAUCUGAGGGGGGAUGUACGGCUGGACAAGAUUGGGAAUACCACAUACAAGCUCUCCAUCAGGGAAGUGAAGCCAUCUGAUCAAGGUCAACUAUACUGUGAAGCAGUUGAGUGGAUUGAGGAUCCCGAUGAGACAUGGAAGGACAUCUCCCGGAAGCAAACAGAGGAGACAUCACUGAUAGUCACAAGCCUAGGUAAAGAUCUCAACGUGACUGUUGCUGCUGCUGAAAGCUCCAUUUCUGAAGGUGACACUUUGCAGCUACGUUGCCGUGUGGGAGCCCAGAACAGCCGUGACAGGCAAUUCCAGGUGAUUUGGUUCCUCAACAGCACCGAAGUGGCCAGGGUUGACCCAAGAGGAGUGUUGAUUUGGAAGAAGGAAUAUGAGGAGAGAGCCAGGCUGGGGCAGCUCCAAGCUUUCAAGCAUAGUGACACAGUUUAUGUCCUCACUGUAUAUGAGGUGGGGCUGAUGGACAAAGGUGUGUACAGCUGUUCAGUUUCAGAGGUGGAGAAGGCUCCUGGAGACUCUCAGAGCAUCCAAACCAAGCUGUCAUCUGGCCUCCAAGUCAAUGUGAAGCCAAUAGAAAGCCGCAUGUACCUGUCUAUGUCCACCAGCACGGCGCAGAUAGUCGCAGGAGAUCCCUUGAUCUUCCUUUGUGAGGUGCGGGGAGCAACCAAUCCUCUGUCUGUGAAGUGGUGGCACCUGCAGCAACAUCAGAGCCUGCCAUCUCUCGUGGCCGCCAUGGAGCGAGAUGGCUCACUGACCCUGGGCAGUGCCUACCAGGACCGUGGUGCACAGCGGAGCAUCAGGCUGGAGAAAGCAGGCUCCAGUGCUUUCACACUGGUGAUCUCCAACACGUCAGCCCCAAGCGAUAGUGGGUCUUACAAGUGUGAAGUGGUGGAAUGGUCCCGAGGCAAGAGCUGGUCGCAGGCAGAGGAAACUGUGGUGACUGUCAGCCCUCUCAAUCUUGGUUUGCAUGCCGUGCUGAUAAGUCGAACUGCUACCGUCAAGUAUACUCAGAGUUUUGAACUCUUCUGCCAGCUGAGUGCCAGCUAUGCCCUCGAGGAGUUGCCAGUGUCCAUGACGUGGCAGUUUCAGCCCAGUCGACCCACAGGGGACUAUCAGGAGCUGGUCAGAGUCCUUCCCAGUGGCACCGUGGCAUGGGGGAUGGCCCAGCCACACUUCCUGAAGAAAACCCAGUUGACAAAGGCUGCCUCUUCCUCCAGGCUGCUGAUCCACAGUGCUACGGCAGAUGAUGAGGGUACCUACAGAUGUGAGGCGGGGGUCUGGAGCAGAAGCUCCCUGCCACAGGGACAGCCAGCUGCUGUUGUGAGGUCUAAUGCUGUGGGGAUAAAAGUCACUCUGCCAGAAAGCAAGCUUCAGGUUUCUAUCAAAGAGAGCUCUGUGGAGAUCACUGGCAGUGCUGAUGCAACUAUUGAAUGCAGAAUCUUGUUUGCCCAGAAAACUGCUCAGUUGGCCAUUACCUGGUACUUCCUACCGCCUCCUCCAGCAGAUGCAAUCCCGCUGCAAAUUGUAAGGGCCAACUACAGCAAUGUUCUGGAAUACGGGGCUGAGUUCAGCUCUCUGACACAGAGGACCAGGUUCCAGAGCAAGAGGGUUUCCAGUGAUGCCUUCUGGCUGCAGAUCUUGUCCACCAACCAUGGAGACCAGGGCAGCUAUUAUUGUGUGGUAGAGGAGUGGCUCUGGCUGGCAGACGGCUGGUACAAACUUGGAGAGGGGAAAUCAGGAAGGACUACAUUGGAAUUUAAGCUCUCAGAGAGUGAACUGGAUGUGGAAAAGACCAACUGCAGCAUCUUGGUGAGGGAGGGCACCGAGGUGGUACUGGGCUGCAUGUUGCGGGGGAUGCGCUCGCCCAUCUCCCGUGUCUCUGCCAUCUGGUUCCAUGAGGAGGAUCGCUCUGGUGUGAGGCCCUUGCUGUACCUCCACCGCGAUGGCAUGGUGCAGUACGUUCAGGAGAAUCUUGCAAGCAGGCUGCACCUUCGCCGCCCCACUGCUGGUGACUUCAGCCUGACACUGCAAAGCGUGGAGGAGGGUGACACUGGGGUGUAUUACUGCCAGGUGCAGGAGUGGCAGCAGGAUGGCAAGGGGGAGACCUGGGCUCUGCAAGCAUCUGCACUCUCAGGGUACACAAGGCUCACUACGCUCCCACCAGAGUCAACUGUUUUGUCCAGGAUCUGCUCAUCUCCACCACUGCUGAACUUCAUCCUAUACCUACCUCUGGUUCUCAUCCUUCUCCUGGCCAUUGCUGGCUUCUACUGGUACCUCAAAUCCAGGAAUAUCAGAAAAGAUAAUAUCAAGGAUGACCAGCUGGUAGAAUUGCAAAGGACUGAAGAUGUCAAGCAAACUUAGCUGAUCUAUACUGAAAAAUGUUAACUUUAAGGAGUGGAGUUAGACUGUCUGAAGGGGAAUGAAUGCUUGCAGUGGGGCUUUGUAUUGUUUUUCAGUAGCUCUUGCAAUUAAUCCUUGAAACUGCACAUUUACUCUGUGGAAUAAAGCAGUCCAAAA